Messenger RNA from Morchella importuna, 1380 nucleotides. RefSeq lists its product as uncharacterized. Lineage: Eukaryota; Fungi; Ascomycota; Pezizomycetes; Pezizales; Morchellaceae. The record is from RefSeq and is a predicted model, not a curated record. The transcript has 4 exons. The coding region runs from base 1 to 1380 and encodes 459 amino acids.
AUGAUAGACAUCGAACUCUCCUCUUUGCCUGAGGCUAUUCCAACCCAAAAUAUCCCAUAUAGCCAAGGAUAUUUUCGGCGAUUCAAACAGGGCGCUGCCUCUCUCGUUGGAGAAAUGGGGCGCUUUAUCCCCUCAUACCUCCGCGAAAAUGGGUCGGAGUCUUCUCUUUCUCCAGUUAUCAUCAGUCCAUGGGAGCGGUUGAUAGAUUAUUCUUCCGUCGGUUACUACUACACUGCUGUUUCCACCUCUAUGCCCACCACUAAAGGGCUCCUAUCAUACGAAGGGGCAUUUAUCAGCAAUCUAUCUGAAUUUAUACCUAGCCUUAACAAAUACUGGCCUACACAGGUCCUUAUUUGUGAGUAUUAUUCCCGAAUAUAUAUCAAUCUUCGUGGCAGGCUGCCAUCGUUUCUUAUCUCAGUUCCGGCAACUGUAUGUCCGAUCCCUCACCAUCCGUGUCCUGCAGUGACACCGCUACCCAGUAUACCCACUAUCGUGGUAACAGACGUUGACGGUUCUCGAGCCGGUUGCUACAACGCUAUGCACGAGACCCAAAGGAUACUAGGGGAAGGAAACCCAUUUUUAUGGAGGGAAUGGAAGGGGAAGUUUUCGCCAGUUCGUGUACCUGAAAACGUGUUCUAUGAUGGUGCUCCGCCCAUGUCUGAGGAUGAAGAGGAUGAAGCAAGAGUGGGAGCGAAAUGUUCGCAGCAGGGAACAAAUUACCAAUCGGAGGAAAGCAGUCAAGGCAACGUUCCUAGGGAGUUGGAGUGGUGGGAAAAAGAGGAUUCCGAAGAAGAAUCCGAAGAGGAAGACUCUGAAGAUGAUGGAGAUGAUGAAUACGAGGACGACUCGGACGAUGACUCGGAUGUAGACUCCGACGCGGAGGAGGAUCUAGAUGAAGCAUCUGCCGAUCAUGUGCGCUCAAUCACAAGCAGCGUUUCGGCCGUCAAAACCACUGUUCCGUUCUUAUGCGAGCCAAAUGCACAACACCCUAUUCCCAUUCAAUCACAAACUACCACCCCUGGUUCAUGUCAAUUACCCCAAGGUCUGCAAGAGGCAAAUGACUUAGGAAUCUCUUUAUCCUCUUCCUCGUCAUCUACUUCGUGUUUUUCUCUUGAUGAUUCUGACCUUGAAUCUUCCAAUUCCUCGACGACGGUUUCGUCCGUACCAACCCCAAUCACCCCAACAUCUCCGUCUAUUACUACUAUCGAUUCUUCCGAUCUUCAAAAACAGCAGCAAAGAGAUUGCAAUGAGCUACCCGAAACCUCGUGGCUCCUGAUGAACUCACUCGAUACGGCGUUGGGAGCUGCUCAGGAAGCUGAAAUGGAAAUGGAAUUUCAAAUUUCGCUACAACAAGGAGUAAGAGCCGGGGGGUGCAUUUGA